CCAUCAGGGGACUAGCUCAGAGAGGCCUGGUGGUCAGGGCGGCAGGAGGGGAGCCGUAUGGGUCGCAGUCAUUGGCAGGAGUCAGGCUGUCCAUCGUGGGGUGAUGAAUAUGGACACAGAGGAGCAAGUGUCUGCAGCCAGCGGCCUGUGUAAGGAGCUGGGGCAGCCAGACUGGGAUGGCCCUUAGAUAGCCUUCCACGCCCAGCUGGGCGGUCAAGGCUUUGUCCUCCCAGCCCAGGAGAGUCACCAGAGGGUGCUUUAGGGAGGUGAUGACUAUGCUCAGAUGGAUCAGGGAUUUUUCCAAGGUGCAGUAAUGACAUUUCUGGUUGGUCCUGCACGUCUGCCUCGCCGGCUGCCUCAUACCGGGCAUAGGGCAGUGAGCCGCCCAACCAAAUGACACGUGUGCCCACGCAGCCCUUCUCAAAGGACACAGUCAUUGUCUAGUCACUGUCCUCUCAAAUACCCUGGCCUUGAAGCUUCUGGUUGGUGGAAGAGGAAGGACAGGAGGGCAGCAGCGUCCCUGAGGGCCUGCGGGUCACGCCGGCCGGUGCCCAGCCAGUUCCCAGAGCAGCCAGGGGCCUGGAGAGGCGGCUGGACUCCACGGCCCGUGCAUGACUCCUGCGGGCGCCUGAGCGAGCGCGGCAGCCGCCGGCGGGGCCAUGGCCAGCACAGCCGUGCAGCUCCUGGGCUUCGUGCUCAGCUUCCUGGGCCUGGUGGGCACGCUCAUCACCACCAUCCUGCCGCACUGGCGCCGGACGGCGCACGUGGGCACCAACAUCCUGACGGCCGUGUCCUACCUGAAGGGGCUGUGGAUGGAGUGCGUGUGGCACAGCACCGGCAUCUACCAGUGCCAGAUCUACCGCUCGCUGCUGGCGCUGCCGCGGGACCUGCAGGCGGCGCGCGCGCUCAUGGUCAUCUCCUGCCUGCUGUCGGGCGUGGCCUGCGCCUGCGCCGUGGUCGGCAUGAAGUGCACGCGCUGCGCCAAGGGCACCCCGGGCAAGUCCACGUUCGCCGUGCUGGGCGGCGCGCUCUUCCUCCUGGCCGGCCUGCUCUGCAUGGUGGCCGUCUCCUGGACCACCCACGACGUGGUGCAGAACUUCUACAACCCGCUGCUGCCCAGCGGCAUGAAGUUCGAGAUCGGGCAGGCCCUGUACCUCGGCUUCAUCUCCUCGUCCCUGUCGCUCAUCGGCGGCACGCUGCUCUGCCUCGCCUGCCAGGACGAGGCGCCCUCCGGGCCCUACCAGCCCCGGGCCGGCCCGGCCACCGCGCCCCCUUACCAGUUACACCUGAUAAUCUGCAUCAUUGAUGAGAUCUAG
Messenger RNA from Vicugna pacos (alpaca), 1316 nucleotides. RefSeq names its product claudin 14 (gene CLDN14). Lineage: Eukaryota; Metazoa; Chordata; Mammalia; Artiodactyla; Camelidae. The record is from RefSeq and is a predicted model, not a curated record. Gene Ontology annotation, cellular component: membrane; bicellular tight junction. Gene Ontology annotation, molecular function: structural molecule activity.